GCGAGCGUCCACACUGAGCAAGCUGCUGUAGGAAUUUCUUCGGCUCUCCCGACCUUGGGCACUUCCAACCUCAUUCCUCAACAUGAAGGCGCUAAGCCCGGUGCGCGGCUGCUACGAGGCGGUGUGCUGCCUGUCGGAACGGAGCCUAGCCAUCGCGCGGGGCCGCGGCAAGGGCCCGGCAGCCGAGGAGCCGCUGAGUCUGCUGGAUGACAUGAACCACUGCUACUCGCGCCUGCGGGAACUGGUACCCGGAGUCCCGCGAGGCACUCAGCUUAGCCAGGUGGAAAUCCUGCAGCGUGUCAUCGACUACAUCCUCGACCUGCAGGUGGUCCUGGCCGAGCCCGCCCCUGGACCCCCAGACGGCCCGCAUCUUCCCAUCCAGACAGCGGACCUCUCCCCGGAACUUGUGAUCUCCAACGACAAGAGGAGCUUGUGCCACUGACCUGGCCGUCCUGGCGCCUCCAGAACGCAGGUGCUGGCGCCCGUUCCGCCUGGGACCCCAGGACUCUGUCUGUGGCCGGAAGCCCAAGGGCAUGGAUGGACCCCAGCCUCUCCCUGCCCACUUCACUUCCCAAACCCCUGCCUCGAGGCUGGACCUGGUGCCCGGGAGCGAAGGACUGUGAACUUUAAGGUGGCCUAAAGAGCCAGAGCAAGCUCUGGGCACCGACUGGGCAACGUCACCCCCCCCUCCCAAGUUCUAAAGACUGUCCGAGUGUGGAGGGGUGUGGUGGGGGGAGAGUGGCUGCUCCAAACUCUGCCAAGGCCAGCGGUAGAGCUGGCCUUCUGGUCUCGGAAAAAGGCUCUGUUGCCCUGAUUAUGAACUCUAUAAUAGAGUAUAUAGCUUUUGUACCUUUUUUGCAGGAAGGUGACUUUCUGUAACCAUGCGAUGUAUGUUAUUAAACUUUUUAUAAAAGUUAACAUUUUGCAUAAUAAACGGUUUUUAAACA
Messenger RNA from Eptesicus fuscus (big brown bat), 947 nucleotides. RefSeq names its product inhibitor of DNA binding 3 (gene ID3). Gene Ontology annotation, molecular function: protein dimerization activity; transcription regulator activity. Gene Ontology annotation, biological process: negative regulation of transcription by RNA polymerase II; circadian regulation of gene expression; cell differentiation. Gene Ontology annotation, cellular component: nucleus; cytoplasm. The transcript is spliced from 3 exons. The record is from RefSeq and is a predicted model, not a curated record. Bases 83 to 442 code for a protein of 119 amino acids. Lineage: Eukaryota; Metazoa; Chordata; Mammalia; Chiroptera; Vespertilionidae.